AUGGAAUUGCUGCUCCUUGCUCUCUGCUGCCUGCACGUUCUCAAGACAGAGGCAGUAGUGGGCAACUGGUGCUACCGGUCCCAGAAGUGUGAGCAGCCGCAGUGUGAAGAUCCUCCUCGAUGGCACCUGGUAAACGCGGAGUGCAAGGGGAGCAGACAGUCCCCUGUCAACAUUGUCACCAAAAAUGUGGUUUAUGACAAGAGCCUCAAGCCCCUGACUUUUGAAGGGUAUGAUGUGAAGGGCUCUGCCAAGUGGGUCCUGGAAAAUAAUGGUCACACAGUUAAAGUGGCACUGGACUCAUCCCCUAAAAUCGGAGGAGGAGGCCUGGGGAGGAAGUACAAGGCAGUAGAAUUCCAUUUGCACUGGGGAGUCCCACAGGAGCCACAAAACAUCCCUGGCUCAGAGCACAGCAUAGAUGGAGAGAAAUACCCCAUGGAGCUUCACGUCGUCCACAUUAGAGAAGAUGCUUCAAAUGUGGCAGAAGCCAAGAAAAAUCCUGAUGGUUUGGCUGUGUUGGCCUUCUUUGUAAAGGCUGACGAAGAAAAUAAAAACUAUGCAACUCUGCUGAGUAAAUUAGAAAAUAUUCAAUUCAAAGGGCAAUCAGCACAGAUGGAUCCUUUGCCACUGAUGUCUCUUCUCCCACCUGAGAAAGACCUUUGGAAGUACUAUCGAUAUCAGGGGUCCCUCACCACCCCUGACUGCUACGAGGGUGUCAUCUGGACAAUAUUUGAGAAGCCAGUUGAGCUCAGCCUGCCCCAGCUUUCCAAGUUUGCAGCACUGCAGUUUGAUACGAAGAACUCCACUGCCAUGACGGAGAAUUUCCGGCCAGCGCAGCCCCUGAACGGGCGCAAGGUGCUCUGGUCAGGGGCCAGCACUGCCCUGCCCGUGGCAGAGCUGCUGCUGCUGCCCCUGGCUCUGACCUGCACCCUCAGCUCUCUGUCCCACUGAGCCUUUCCCACCUCAUCAA
Molecule: messenger RNA, 967 nt
Organism: Cinclus cinclus
Lineage: Eukaryota; Metazoa; Chordata; Aves; Passeriformes; Cinclidae
Gene: CA4
Product: carbonic anhydrase 4
Exons: 8
Coding region: 1-948 (315 amino acids)
Cellular component (GO): plasma membrane
Molecular function (GO): zinc ion binding; carbonate dehydratase activity
Source: RefSeq, a predicted model, not a curated record